This is a messenger RNA of Trifolium pratense (red clover), 394 nucleotides long. Its product is annotated as probable prolyl 4-hydroxylase 9. Gene Ontology annotation, biological process: peptidyl-proline hydroxylation to 4-hydroxy-L-proline. Gene Ontology annotation, cellular component: endoplasmic reticulum. The transcript is spliced from 4 exons. Bases 1 to 360 code for a protein of 119 amino acids. NCBI's taxonomy places the organism in Eukaryota, Viridiplantae, Streptophyta, Magnoliopsida, Fabales, Fabaceae. Gene Ontology annotation, molecular function: procollagen-proline 4-dioxygenase activity. The record is from RefSeq and is a predicted model, not a curated record.
AUGACAAACCCACAUGUAGAUGAAAAUGGAAUCACCGUGUUUCAGGCAUUCAAUAUCCUCCGCUAUGAGGUCAGGCAAAAAUAUGAUUCUCACUAUGACGCAUUCAAUCCUGCUGAAUAUGGCCCCCAAGAGACCCAAAGGAUGGCUUCAUUUUUGCUGUAUUUAACAGAUGUUCAAGAAGGUGGGGAGACCAUGUUUCCAUAUGAGAAUGGAUCCAACAUGAACAGUAGCUAUGAUUUUGAGGAUUGUGUUGGUUUAAAAAUAAAGCCACGGAAGGGAGACAGACUUCUAUUUUAUUCGUUGUUCCCUAAUGGUACAAUUGAUCCGGUUAGUAUUUUAUUCUCGUCAUGUUCGUUAUAAUUAUUUUUUACUGAUCUUCUGGGACAACACUAAC